AUGACACAGCAAGAUGGCGGCCCCGGCCCCUCUUCGGCAGUCUCCCUGAACGGGGAUGUCAGCGAUGUGACGCAUUCCACGGCGUACGUGGUGCUGAACGAGCUCGUCGACGAGGGCCUAAUCUCCGAGGAGCGUGCCGAUUACUUGAAGCGAAAGUUCAAAGAACUGCACUCUCGCGUUCUCGCCAUCUACAGGCGUGACAACACACUUCUGAAGCACGCGCGACAGUUGAGGAGCCGGCUUGAAGUGGAGCGGCAGCGCAUUUACACCUUCUGCGACGCAGCUAAGAAGGAUGACGAGGUGAUUCAGGCCCUCAAGCGCAACUUAAUGGAGCACGAGCGUGAUCUCGCGGCUGCGCUGGAGCGCGACAGCGUUCUCCAGGUCGAGGUGCUCGAGUAUGAUCGACGUAAGCAGCACCUCAUCCUUGAGCGUGAGGACGCGAUUGCGGCGGAGGAGGCGCGGAUACGGCCCAAGAUGGAGUCUAUGCAGGCGGAGAUCACGGAGAUGGGCACCCACAUCAAAGAACUGGCCGCAGACUUGGCCAAGUGCCAAGCGGAGAAAGAGGAGCUCGUCAAGGAAGAGGCGCAAAAGGAAGAGGAGAUCGCGAACUUCGCGACCACCCUGGCACAGGCGAGGCAGCAGCUGCAGAACGUGCAGAACGACCCUGAGCGCGCGAAGAAGCAACUUGACCUCGUCCAGGGAAGCCUGGCCGGUGCCCAGCGCGAGCUCUCCAGCACUGAGGAGAAGGUCUCGGCGCUGGCAGAGCGCAUUCAGUCGAUGGAGCUGCAGCGCAACAGCCGCGCUGAGGACCACGAGGCUGCCAAGAAGCGCCUACAGACUCUACGUGCCGAGAUGGACGCGAAGCGAAAGACGCUCGCCACGAUGAACACGUCAUUGGAGGUGGAGGUGGAGACACGCCAGGCAACUCAGGAGCGCGUCGCCGAGCUCGAUCAGCUCGUGCUGACGACGAAGAUAGCACUCCAGCAAGAGCAGGAUGGUGUCGACCGCAUCGAGCGUGAGCGGGAAAAGUGCAUGCGCAUCUUCUCCGCCCUGGAGCGGGACACGGAGGGUUCGCGGCGCGAGGAGGAGUCUCUGAGGGAGCAGAUCGGCCUCCUGCACAGGGAGCUGGAGCAGGUGACGCGUGCCACGGCGCACGUGGAGAAGGAGAUCCAAGCCCACCGCAAGGAUGCGGAGGUUCGCACAAAGAAGCUGCUGGUUGAGCAGGCCAAGUCGAAGGAGUUCGUCAAGAAGGCGGAGCAGGUGCUCGCUGAGAUCCGUGAGGCUGAGGAGACGAUCGCUGUGAAGGCGAAGCAAGAGGACGUGAAGCGGCGCGAGCUGGCGGCGAUUGCGGUGAAACGGCAGGAGUUCAGCCGAGCGAGCGCGCGCGAGGAGACCCGCGUGUCUUUGGCGCAAUGCGAGCUGCAGAUGCGCGAGGUUUUGGUCAAGGAGGCGCAGCGGCGCCACAGCGAGCUGGAAAGGCGGCUUGGCAAGGCUAUCGAUUUGUUUCAAAGGGUGAAGCAGGAGCGGGCGCAGAAGGCCACGCAAAUCCAAGCGAUUGCGCAGGCCAUGGCCCAGGUGGCGGAGAAGACAAAGCUGCUCGAGAAGGAGCUGUCUGUGCUGAUGCGCGAGUCUGCCCUGAAGGACCAGGAGAUGGCGAAGGCCAAGUUCCAGUUGCACGAGCUGACGCACCUGUGCGCUAACCUGCGGCUGGAGAAGAACCGGCAACGCAAGCAGAUGGAGAAGGCCGCGGACAGUGAGCGGGAGGUGAAGGCGCAGGUGCGCCGCCUGAACACCGACAUUGCGGCGACCGAAGACACAAUGGCGGACCUGCGCCGCACCUAUGCAGCGGCGGUCGAGAACCGCAACCAGGCCGGCAUCCAACUUAUUGAUCGCAACGAUGAGACGGCGCUGCUCGCGGCCCGCAUCAAGGCCCAGGAAGCGGCUAUCGUCGAGGGUACCCGGAUGACGAAUGACCGCGCCAAUGAGGUGCGCACGCUCAAGACAAAGCUGGGAACCUUGCUGCACGACAUCGAGGCAUGCCAGCACUCCAUCCCGAAGGUAUCGCAGAUGGAACUGGAGUUGACGCGAGUGAGGGAGGAGAUCGAGGCGGAGCAGUGGCGCACGCAGGUGCUUGAGGAUGACAUAACAGACCCCAAGAACCCGCAUCGGUGGAACCGCGUUCCGCUCGUGCUCCCGGGCAGUGUCGCCUUACCGGCAGUCAGUGAGGCGCAAGCCACGGCGGCGGCAGCGGCAAUGUGCACCCAGGCGGAUAGUGCACCGGCAGCACUUAACGCCUCCUCGUCCCCUGGCGAUGCAGGACAUGCUGACAAAAGCGGCGGUGGUGCCCGUGCGGCGCCGGCGCCGGCACUGGUGGGCGGCCCUUCCGAACAGUACGUAUGCCUGCAGGCUCGCUGCCAGGAGUUGGAGGCGCGACUGCAGAAACUGAACGCCAAGCUGCGCGAGAAGAACCUUAUCCUCGAGGAGGUGACGGAGCUGGCGGAGCGCGUCGGCGAUCAGGCGGAUGCCGGUAAGGAAUGUACACUAGCUCUAGCGCAGCAAGUCAACAAGUAUCACAGCAGCAUCCGCAACAAGAGUCGCCAGAUGAUGGCAACCGUUGCAGAGCUGUCUCUCUUUCAGGCCUCGAGCAUUCAGCUUCAGCAGGAGGUGCAGCGCCUCGAGUCCGUCGUGGAGGAAGCCGAGGAGCGGUUGGAGGCCGGCGAGGCCCCGUACGCGGAAGCCGGACUGCAUUACGAGCGGGAGCGGCAGUGCCAGCAGCGCUACGUGGCCGCUCGCCAGCGGCAGCGCGACGCAGCUAAGGAGAGCGAGGCAUCUUUGGGGAUGCAGAUGAUCGCCACUACGGCGGUGCCCCGCCCCAACGCAUACGUACCGCAAGACGAUGACCUCGGCCUUCCGCGGCCGUACGGGCCGUUCGCGCCGUUUAAAUCGGCGUCGGCGCCCCGCGUGGCACUCAAUCCACCUCGUGCAGAGGCGUCGUUGCCGUCUGGAGCUCAAGGGCCCUCACCUGCGCCACGAUCUAUGGCAGCGGUGCGCGGUUCCUCAGUGCCCCUCUCGGCACCUUCGUCUCCGCCGGGAACUUCGGCCGGUGUAUUGUCCAAAGCCUGUGGCCCCUCCACACCGCCUCCGCUUCCAAGUGCGACGACGAUGAAUGCCACUGCCUUCAGUAGCUCUGUUCCGAAGCGACGGCAGUAA
Molecule: messenger RNA, 3210 nt
Organism: Leishmania major strain Friedlin
Lineage: Eukaryota; Euglenozoa; Kinetoplastea; Trypanosomatida; Trypanosomatidae
Exons: 1
Coding region: 1-3210 (1069 amino acids)
Cellular component (GO): cytoskeleton
Source: RefSeq, a predicted model, not a curated record